Molecule: messenger RNA, 321 nt
Organism: Durusdinium trenchii
Lineage: Eukaryota; Dinophyceae; Suessiales; Symbiodiniaceae
Source: the annotation of a GenBank genome assembly
AUGCACGACGGGACGCUGAGGCCCAAGUCCCGCGAGGACGCCCGUGCCUCCAGGAGCCUUCAGCGCUGCACGUCGGCACCAGGGCUGCUCCAGGGAGAGCAGUACUUGCCACCUUGGAUUGAAAAGUCCAAGUAUGAGUUGGCGCUCAGCAAGAAGCCGCCCAGUUGGUCCGCCGGCGCCUUCGCGGCUCGUGGGCACAGCGCCACGCCCGGGGCACCGAAUGAGCUCGGCACGGUUUGGGCGGGUGGAGUCAAGGGCAGGUUGGAGAGGUUGGUUGGUCAGCACGAAGGGGGUUUCCCCGCGGUUUCCGUGGGGGGGUGA